AUGGCCCACGUCGUUACACCAUUGGACCAACCUUCGAACUACAAGGACAGUCAAGCGCGCCUAGAUCGUCAAAAACAGAACGAACUGCUUUCCAAGUCGACAACGCUUUAUGUGGGUAAUCUGAGUUUCUACACAACAGAGGAACAGAUCUAUGAACUGUUCUCCAAAUGCGCCAGCCUCGAAGAUGGCGGUGGGGUAAAACGCAUCAUCAUGGGUUUGGACCGUAACACGCGGACGCCUUGCGGAUUCUGUUUCGUCGAGUUUUACACACAUGCGGAAGCUCUGGCUACCUGCAGGUAUAUUUCGGGCUCCAAGCUUGACGAGCGCAUCAUUCGCUGCGACUUAGACCUUGGGUAUCGGGACGGGCGACAGUUUGGGCGCGGGAAGAGCGGAGGGCAGGUGCGCGAUGAACACAGGCAGGACUACGAUCCUGGUCGGGGUGGUUGGGGAGCACAGGCGCAGAGGGCUGAGAUUGAGAGGAGGAGAGAAGUUGAGGAGCGGUAUGCGGACGUGGGCACUGACCCGAUGGCAAGAGGUGGCGGCGACUGGGCCCAAGCGAAUGUGGUCGUGCAGCAGGAGAAACCCUCCCUCAAGAGGGAGAGGGAUGACGACGAUGCCGAAGGGGACGAAAGACAGGCUGCCCGUGCAAAACUGGAAGACGAUGUAGACGCCUCGAGAAUGUGA
Messenger RNA from Punctularia strigosozonata HHB-11173 SS5, 684 nucleotides. Its product is annotated as RNA-binding domain-containing protein. The coding region runs from base 1 to 684 and encodes 227 amino acids. Gene Ontology annotation, molecular function: RNA cap binding. Gene Ontology annotation, cellular component: nuclear cap binding complex. Lineage: Eukaryota; Fungi; Basidiomycota; Agaricomycetes; Corticiales; Punctulariaceae. The transcript has 4 exons. The record is from RefSeq and is a predicted model, not a curated record. Gene Ontology annotation, biological process: mRNA cis splicing, via spliceosome.